This is a messenger RNA of Lolium perenne, 1315 nucleotides long. NCBI's taxonomy places the organism in Eukaryota, Viridiplantae, Streptophyta, Magnoliopsida, Poales, Poaceae. The record is from RefSeq and is a predicted model, not a curated record.
AUGAGGAGGUUUUUGGUCCCAAGAGAAACUAUUCAGAAUGCUAAUGUUGUGGAGGCAGAACAUGAUCCCCCGCUUGAUACUGCAAACAAUAAAGAGUUUAAUCCAGCUGAAAUUUUGUGUGAUCCUGCUCUUAAGAAACAAGUUGCUGAAUAUGCUCCAGAAGUUCGAGAUCAAGUUAGAAGGGCAUACAUAUUAAAGGGCCCAACCCAACCAAUAUUGAAGUUUCGGCGUACAGGUUCAAGAGCAUUUUCUCAAUCAUGGCACUCAAGGUAUAAUUGGAUAGAAUAUAGCGAGUCAAUGGAUGCAGCUUUUUGUUUCUAUUGUUUCCUAUUUAAGCAACCUGGAAGGGCUGAACACUUCGGUUUUGAAGUCUUCACUAAGACAGGGUUUAGGGAUUGGAAACAUGCAUAUAGAGCUUUACCUGAGCAUGUUGGUGGUUUGGAUAGUGGCCACAAUAAUUGUGUUAGGCAUUGUGAUGAUUUCAAAAAUCAAAGACAAAGUGUGUCAAACAAGUUGGCUCAUGCAACUGAUGAGUCAAAAGAAUUAUACAAGAUCCGUUUGACUUCUUCUCUAGAGUGUUCAAGGUAUCUCAUAGCACAAGGUUUGUCAUUUCGUGGUCAUGAUGAAUCUUCUACUUCGUUGAAUAAGGGAAAUUUUCUGGAGAUGAUAGAUUGGUACAAGGAUAGCAAUGCAGAAGUGAGAAAUGCUUUUGAUCGUGGUGGGAAAAAUUGUCAGAUGACUUCCGGUGACAUACAAAAGGAGCUUUCAAGGUGUUGCGCUGAAGAAGUCACCGAAGUGAUUAUGGGAGAACUUGGGGAUAAAAAGUUCUCUGUGCUUAUCGACGAGUCACGAGAUAUAUCUAUUAAAGAACAAAUGGCAGUAAUGUUGAGGUAUGUGAGCAAUGAAGGGAGGGUUGUUGAACGUUUUCUUCGACUGUGUACCAUGUAAAAGAUACUACAUCUGAGGCACUAAAGUUAGCUCUUUUUAAGAUUCUUGACAAUCACAAACUAUCAAUUUCAAGGCUACGUGGGCAAGGUUAUGACGGAGCUUCAAACAUGAGAGGUGAAUUUAAUGGCUUGCAAAGAAAGAUUCUCGAUGAGAACCCUUAUGCUUUCUAUGUUCAUUGCUUUGCACAUCGUUUGCAACUGGUUGUUGUCGCUGUUGAUACUUCGUCUUCCUCAUAUGUUCAUGAUUUUUUGAGUAUGCAUCCUUGAUUGUGACUACAUCUAGUUCAUCCUGUAAAAAGGUGGAAGUAUUGGUGGAAGAAAGUCAUAAAAAAAUGCUGGAUAGACUUGAGAGAGGUGAAAUUUCUACA